This is a messenger RNA of Funneliformis geosporum, 807 nucleotides long. NCBI's taxonomy places the organism in Eukaryota, Fungi, Glomeromycota, Glomeromycetes, Glomerales, Glomeraceae. The record is from the annotation of a GenBank genome assembly.
AUGAUUUCUGCUCUUUCACGGGCUUAUGAUGCGAUACGUGACGUAAAAUAUCGUGAAUUGGCUGAGAAUGCUGCGAGAUUUAUCAAAGAUCAAUUAUAUGACUCCGACAAAAAGAUAUUGUUAAGAAGCUUUAGAGAAGGACCUGGUGAAGUUGAAGGAUUUGUGGAUGAUUAUAGUAAUUUAAUUGAAGGAUUACUUGAUCUUUAUCAGUCAACCUUUAACGAAUCUUAUCUUGCAUGGGCAAUUGAUUUACAAGAUCAACAAAAUUCGUUGUUUUAUGAUGAAGAAGGUGGAGGCGCUUUUUUCAAUGUAGGAAAAAGCAACAAAAACAUCUUGGUUAGAUUGAAAGACGAUCAUGAUGGAGCUGAACCAUCAGCUAAUUCAGUAUCAGUUAGCAAUUUGCUUCGACUUGGUCAUAUUGUUGAUAAAUCAGAUUAUAAUGCUAAAGCCGAACAAACUUUAAAAUAUUUUGUUAAAAGGUUGGAUAGAACCCCUUAUGCUAUGCCAGCAAUGGUUGCGAGUUUGAUGUUAUAUUUGAAAGGAAUUAAACAGAUAGUUGUUGUUGGAUCGGAGCAAGAAGCGAUCGUUCAAAAUUAUAUUGAUAAAAUUAAAGAAAGGUUUAUGCCAAAUAAAAUUUUGCUGGUAGCAAAAGAAAAUGGGGAGGUCUUAAAUGAAAGAUGCGAAAUGAUUAAAAGUAUUAUGCAAGCAGGUGAAAGUGUACCUUCAGUUCAUAUAUGUGAGAAUUUUACCUGUGGAAUGCCAAUUAAUGACGUGCAUGAAUUGGAAGAAAAGUUGAUUGAAUCGUAA